AUGAGUAACUACCUCUCCAACUUCAUCAGUAGGUUCCAGGUAGGCAAUUUGGGCAUCGCCAGCACAAAUCUCGGUCACGAGACCGAAUCUGGCGGGCCAAAUUUCAGCUUCGUCACGGCGUUCAAUCCAUCGUGGGCCAGCGAUGAGGACGAAUCACUAGAUGGCGCCAGGAAACAGAUUCUCUUCUUCCUCACCCCCAAAAAGAAUUCUGCUGCAACCUCCCAUAACACAAAUGUAGAAUCUGUGUCUACGGAGGCAAUUGGGUCGCAGGAACAGGUGCAUCUUGUAGGAUUGUUACGGGGAUCAUAUUCACUAGUACAGGACUUCGGGAAGCUGGAGGGGCCGGUGACGAUAACGCUAUCCAAUCAGACGAUUGUGGUUGUGGAAUUGGAGCCUGGCUUCUUCUUGGCUUGCUGUUGCCGGACCGUUACGGGCUCUCUGGCCAAUUCAGAAACCAUAGGACUCAGCCAGACUGAGGCGUUGAUUAAACAGUGUCAUCAGCGAUUCCAGCUCUUCAAUUCGUCGUUCGAGCUGUUGAUAGGUUUAUAUGGCCGUGAGCAGUUUUGUGAGUUUCUACUGGAUCAUUGGCAGAACUUCAUCGACGCUGUCAAUCGUGGAUCGCAAAUCCCGUAUGGCCCACGCACUUUGACAUGGCCCACGCGGAUGAACGCGCAGGGAGCGCUUUUUUUUCUCCAGGACAGCAUUUGCCGUAAAUCUUCCAUUAGGCUCUCCGAACCAUGUAGGUCGGAGAUGGAGGACAUCGUGAAAUGCUCCGCUUCUCUAGUGACCGGAUGGACUAUCCACAAGUUCAACAGCGCGGCGGCAAAGGAAAAUGGACUCUUGUACCAGAGUUCCUCGGGUGGGGUGCAAUUGCAGCAAGAGUAUAUCAAUUGUAUAGGGGGGUAUCUCCAGCUCCUCGCAUCCAAUAAUUGUCUUACCAGCCAGUACUUGCUAUUGAAAGAUCAAUUGGUGCUGUAUUUUGAUGCGAUGUACAAGGAAUACGAUGAAAAAACCGAAGAUGGACUGCAAAGCGACUCGGAUGGCGAUGUGGAAGAGAACGUGUCUGUAUCGGCGUUCGGUGUAACUCCAUCUGCCGCCUUGGGCCUCCUACAUCCCGUCGCGCUCACUAACUCUCUUGUUGUGCUGCCUUUGAAUAGCACUGUCAAUCAGUUCCGAAACCUUGGACUGGCUGUUUCGGAUGGAAUAGUCUCGGCGCCAGACUGGCUAACGCCUUGGCGAUCGCAUGAGCCUCUAACAUCUGUGGGCUCCAGAGGAAGUAUCGAAUCACAGCAGUCUCUGUCUCAUACAUUCCGUGGUUCUUAUCUUGCUGGGUUGGUUGAUCAGGACAUUAGCAAUUUUCUUGUUUAUAUACCCACAAUCGUCGAUGGGAAAACAGAGUGGAGAGAGUAUAUCUUACUAGUUUAUGCAUUCGGCGAAUACGUUGUCACGCUCAUUUAUGACUCUGGCCUCGAAGAGCUCGCAGAUCCCCUGUUCUAUUCUGAGCUUGAGGAGAGCACGUUGAUACCCUUACUCAAAUUAGCCAUUGAAGGUGAGUUGUCGACGGGAUUCGACAUGUCUGCAAGCAUUGGCUCACUUCCUGGCCCCAUAGGAGAUGCCUUGAAGAACAACAAAAAGAGCAUGCAAACUACUGACCCUCAAACCAGUGGUGCUGAUAUUGACAGUGACUUCUUCUACAUCAUAUUUGAACCGGAAAAAGCGUGGUAUCAAACCUCACUCCCGGAUCUCGCCUCUGUCAAUGAACAUAACCCUUCCUUGCUGCGUGCAAUUUUCCACCUCCACAAUCAACUUGCUGGACAAUUGUUUGUGAAGGACCAUGAUAAGACCAUGUUCACCACAGGUAUAUCCGAUGAGCAUCUACACAAGUUUGCCAGCAGCAAAAGCAAUGACUGGCUCUUCUACACUAUGAAGUACAAAGGUAAAGUGAUUGUCAUUAUACGCAAUUAUAACCAUCGGGCCAAGUCAAAAGCAACUCUUGAACCAGCCAAUAGCUACUUAACACAGGUGGCCGACAGGGUAUAUGGGGCCGCCAAUCUCGGGUUCCUAGAUAAUCUUGGUAGCGAUGUCAAGGGAUGGCUAGGUAGACUAAGUUCUCAGGAGGAGACGGAUUGA
Molecule: messenger RNA, 2130 nt
Organism: Australozyma saopauloensis
Lineage: Eukaryota; Fungi; Ascomycota; Pichiomycetes; Serinales; Metschnikowiaceae
Exons: 1
Coding region: 1-2130 (709 amino acids)
Source: RefSeq, a predicted model, not a curated record